AUGGGCUUGAGUGACACUUACUUCCAGACUAGGAGCAGUAUCCUCAUGCUCAAGCCUUUUUCUUCUAUGAGUGUUGUGUAUGGUAUGCUGUUGUCUGAUGAAAAACAGAGACAAGUUUCCUCCUCUUCACAAUUUUCUUCCAAUGCUACUUCUUUUCAUGCUAGUAGUUCUCAACAGAAUUUCUCUCCAAAGUUUAAUUUUGAUGUGUCCAACCAAAACCAAACUAUUCCCUCAAAGGUGAAUUUUGAUCCUGCAACCCUCAUUUGCAAAUAUUGCAAGAGAACUAGGUGUAACAGGUUUCCCCCUAACUUCAAAUUCACCAAGAACACUAGAAAGAAUGGUGCACCUAUUAAUUCUCCAGUGGCUGCUCAAGUUCAAGUUGACCCAACUCAGGCUCAGUCUUCUAGUGCAUCUACUGCUAUUGAGGCACUUGAUGGUGCUUCUUCAAUACCUGGAUUGUCCAAGGAACAGUCCAACCAGUCGAGCUCACUAGUUCAGCAGGGACUGCUUUCUUUUGAUCCAUUUGGAAAUCCACACUUCUUUGCUUCAGCAAAAUUUGUUGGUAAGUUUCCUGGUCCUAGUGUGCUGCUCAAAUCAUAUAUGCUGUCUCAAGUAGCUUCUUUUAUUUGGAUAAUAGAUUCUGGGGCAACUGAUCAAAUGACAUUCCACAAAAACCUUCUUUUAAAUAUUCAAUCUCUUACUAUACCUUAUCUUGUAUCUUUGCCUAAUGGAUAUAUGGUUAAGGUGAACUUUGUUGGCUCUAUGACUUUAUUUCCAGACCUAGGCCCUUCUUUGAAGAAGCCUCUGGUUCUUGGUAAUAUGGACAAGGGCCUCUACAAGCUGAUUCUACCCUCAUCUGCUUCCACUUGUGAUUCUUUUCCUACUUCUAUGGUCUCUUAUAGUAAUAAUGUUGAUGUUGUUUCUGAUGUUAGUACUGUUUCUGUUUCUUUUUCUGAUGUAUGUGCUAUUUCAAAUUCUACUAUUGAUGAAGAUGAUGUUCUUGUUACUUUUGUUUCAAAUUUUAAUAAACAAGAUGUAGUUUGGCAUUACAGGCUAGGUCAUAUUCCUUUUUCAAGAAUGAAAGCUAUACCUUCACUUAAUGAUUUUUCUAGAGCUACUUGGACUCACUUAAUGGGGGCUAAAAGUAAUGCCUUUGACUUGUUGAAAUCUUUUAUUUCCAUGACCGAGACACAAUUUGAACUAAAAGUCCAAACUGUUAGAAGUGACAAUGCUCUAGAGUUAGGUUCUAGUAUUGCUGGUUCCACUUUCUUUUCUGACAAAGAAACUGCUAGGGCUUUACUAUUUCAAUCUGCUCUCCCUGCUAAGUUCUGGGGAGAUUGUAUUUUAACUGAUAUCUAUCUGAUAAAUAGAUUCCUUUCUAGUUUGCUUCAUAACAAAAGUCCUUAUGAAAUCCUGUAUAACAAACAACCACAGUAUUCUCACCUCAAGGAUUUUGGGUGCCUUUGCUAUUGUACUAUACCUAGACCUCAAAUGGAUAAAUUUCAACCUAAAGCCACUCCAUGCAUUUUUCUUGGCUAUCCUUUUGCUAAGAAAGGAUACAUAGUGUAUAGUUUGACCUCUAAGUUGACUUUUGUCUCCAGGGAUAUUGUGUUCCAUGAGCACAUCUUUUCUUUUGCUCUAAACUCUACUUCCACUCCUUCUAUUUUACCUUCUUCUUUGUCUCUUUAUUUUGCUGAUCCUGUCCCUGUUCCAUCUCAUUCCCCUAUACCACCUUCUGCUCUUGAUUCUCUUUCCAGUUCCACUUCCAAUUUCCCUUCUACUGAUCCCCAACCUCCCCCAUUACCUAAUCCUUCACCUAUUUCAUCACCUUAUCCUGCACAACCUGUCCAUCCACCGCCUCCACCUGAGCUACCUCCUGUUUCUACUAGAUCUUCAUCUAGGAUUCACAAAAGACCCAAUUAUCUUGAUAGUUAUGAUUGUCAUUACUUUGGGUCUGCUCCUUCCUCUACUUCUGGCCAGCAUUAUGUUUUUGAGCCUCACACUUAUUCUCAAGCAGCCUCAGUCCCUGAAUGGAAGUUUCUAUGA
Molecule: messenger RNA, 2046 nt
Organism: Lycium barbarum (goji berry)
Lineage: Eukaryota; Viridiplantae; Streptophyta; Magnoliopsida; Solanales; Solanaceae
Exons: 5
Coding region: 1-2046 (681 amino acids)
Source: RefSeq, a predicted model, not a curated record